Messenger RNA from Ambispora gerdemannii, 432 nucleotides. Lineage: Eukaryota; Fungi; Glomeromycota; Glomeromycetes; Archaeosporales; Ambisporaceae. The record is from the annotation of a GenBank genome assembly.
AUGCCAAGCAUCAACAAAACACAACAAAACGAGAACAAUAGCGAGACCGAAUUCUCGUUAACCAAUCAAGAAGAAAAAUCUUCAAACACGCUUAUUCAAAAAGAAAUAAUAGCAAUGGAAGACAUACUCACACAAUACGAAUUAAAUAUUUUAUGCGAACAAGAACAAAGCCAAAUACAGCCAAUACCGAUGCAAAUACCAAUAAUAGGCGGACACAUGAAAACAGAAACUCGAUUCUGGGAAUUCAUAAUAGAGAACGAAACCACAACCUACAUACGAUACGGCAACAUUCUAUCGAACGGGGUGCUUAAAGAACGGGCGACGCAAAUACAGCGACACCCUUCGUCGAAGCAGGCAAAGGCGUUUGUAAAGAUGUUGAUUGAUGAGAAAGUUAAAGCUGGAUAUGUGGGAUGGACAAAUUUCGAAAAUUAA